CUCUCUCUCUUUCUUACAGUUUUGUUUUUUUUUUUUUGGUUUGGCUUCUCGCAAUCUGUUGCCAUCAAUCACAGAUAUCCUCAGCUUCUUCUUCUCCUCUCUGGAUUUCUAAACAUUCUUCUUCUUCUUCUUUUCUCAUCAUAUCGCUUCCUUUAACUUAAAAACAACACUUCACUCUCAUAUCGCAAGGAAUGGAUCUAUGGACCCUUGACGUUGCGAUCCGAAACCCUCCCUUCUCCUCUUCCCUUAAAUCAUUACCGAUCCCUGAGAAAUCAUCAUCUGUUUCUGGGAAACUCGGUGAAUUCGACUUUAGGUUCCUGAAGCGCAAUUAUAAAGUUUCUUCUCCGUAUCGUUCUUUGGUUGUUAGAGCUACCUCUAAGAAGAGUAACGACGAUUCUUCUCCUUCUUCUGGCUCGUCGAUUUUGAAGGAAGUGGUUAUUUCGUUUCUGAUUCUUAACGGUUGUGGAGAUGUUUGUUCUUAUCCUGAAGGAGAUGCUUCUCAGGAGAAUAAGCCUUCUUCUAAUGGAAACAAAUCAGGCGAUUCCGCAGCUCCGAAAUCGUUUGGUUUGAGUACAGAUUGGAGAGAGUUCAGAGCAAACUUGUUUAUGAAAGAACAGGAAGAAAAGGCUGAAGCUGAGGGUCAUAUAAUAUCUCAUGAAUCGGAACAGAUAGGCUUGAAAUGGGCUCAUCCGAUUCCUUUUCCUGAGACUGGAUGUGUUCUAGUUGCUACAGAGAAGCUAGAUGGUUAUAGAACAUUUGCGAGAACCGUUGUGCUUCUUCUUAGAGCAGGAACCAGACACCCACAAGAAGGACCGUUUGGAGUUGUUAUCAACCGUCCUCUUCACAAAAACAUCAAGCAUAUGAAAUCGACUAAAACCGAACUCGCUACCACGUUUUCAGAAUGUUCCUUGUACUUUGGUGGACCUCUUGAAGCAAGUAUGUUUCUUUUGAAAACUGGUGAUAAAACCAAGAUACCUGGUUUUGAACAAGUCAUGCCGGGGCUAAACUUUGGUACUCGAAACAGCUUAGAUGAAGCUGCAGUACUUGUAAAGAAAGGAGUUCUUAAGCCACAUGACUUUAGAUUCUUUGUUGGUUAUGCCGGUUGGCAGCUAGAUCAGCUCAGAGAAGAGAUUGAAUCAGAUUACUGGCAUGUUGCUGCGUGCAGCUCUGAUUUAAUAUGUGGGGCUUCGUCGGAAAACUUGUGGGAGGAGAUUUUACAGUUGAUGGGCGGUCAAUACUCCGAGCUUAGCCGGAAACCCAAGCUCGAUAUCUAGACUUUUAUGAAUUUGAUGCUAGUUUUCUAAGAGAACUUGUGGUUUCUAUAGCUUAUAUAUAUAUAUAUUUUCUCUAUUAAGCCAAUUUGUAUAGCUUACUUCAUUGGCUUGUACGUGAGAAUAAUGCACUACUAUGCAAUUUAUAAAGAUUUGCUUUCUCUAAACCCCUAUUUGUAUUCUGCAGUUUAAUAACUAAAGAACAUCUAUAUCUAAUAAAUUGAAGCAGUUGUUCUA
This is a messenger RNA of Camelina sativa (false flax), 1508 nucleotides long. RefSeq lists its product as uncharacterized. NCBI's taxonomy places the organism in Eukaryota, Viridiplantae, Streptophyta, Magnoliopsida, Brassicales, Brassicaceae. The record is from RefSeq and is a predicted model, not a curated record.